Molecule: messenger RNA, 721 nt
Organism: Tyto alba (common barn owl)
Lineage: Eukaryota; Metazoa; Chordata; Aves; Strigiformes; Tytonidae
Gene: SPCS1
Product: signal peptidase complex subunit 1
Exons: 4
Coding region: 72-656 (194 amino acids)
Biological process (GO): protein targeting to ER
Cellular component (GO): signal peptidase complex; endoplasmic reticulum membrane
Source: RefSeq, a predicted model, not a curated record
GCGGAUGGCGCCGCGGGGCGGCGAGGGCGCGGUGGGGGCGGAGGCCCAGGCCCGGGGCGGCGGCGGCGGCGAUGACGGCGCGGAGCCGACGGCUGAAUCGGGCCGCCACCCCCCCCCGGCUGAGGGAGGAUGGGGCGGAGCGAAAGGGACGCGUUUCCGGCCAGCUCAGCGGCUGCCUUCCGCUCCCGCUGCCCCGCGGUAGGCUCCGCGCGGAGCGCCGGGACCCGCCGAGCCCGCCCGCCGCCCCCGCCUCGCAGGGCGACGCCGACUGCCGGCAGCUGCCGCAGAGCCCUGGCGAGGAAGGCCGAGGCGACUACGAGGCGUACCGUGAGGCGCCGCUCUCCGCCGCCAUGUUGAACAUCUUCCGCUCCAUCCCCACGCAGAUGGACUACAAGGGCCAAAAAUUAGCAGAACAGAUUUUUCAAGGAAUCAUUCUUGUCUCUGCAAUAAUUGGUUUCAUCUAUGGAUACAUCACUGAACAGUUUGGAUGGACUGUCUACAUAGUAAUGGCUGGAUUUGCUUUAUCGUGUUUGCUAACACUCCCUCCAUGGCCUAUGUACCGCCGCAAUCCUCUGAAGUGGCUACCUGUCCAAGAGUCGGGAACAGAAGAAAAGAAGCCAGCAGACAGAAAGCCAAAGAGACAUUCUAAAAGCUAAAAAAAUGUGGUUCUUUGUGCUGUUACUUUGUUGAAUUUUGUUAAAUGCAUUUCCACUGGAAGAUA